This is a messenger RNA of Liolophura sinensis, 2126 nucleotides long. RefSeq lists its product as uncharacterized. Bases 325 to 690 code for a protein of 121 amino acids. NCBI's taxonomy places the organism in Eukaryota, Metazoa, Mollusca, Polyplacophora, Chitonida, Chitonidae. The transcript is spliced from 3 exons. The record is from RefSeq and is a predicted model, not a curated record.
UUGAGCUUCGACGUCGGAGCCGAAUAUGACUUUGUAAGGAAGCAAACCAUUAGUCGAAGCCUGUAUUUGCCCCGCUUGUAGAGUAUCCAGCCAGAUAUACUUUUGUCUUGAGCGAGUUUAUCGCGGGACUAGAUUACCUCCGUCACCUCUAGUAAUACAGCUUCCCUGGUCGCUCACACCAGCGUAUUGCGGCCUACCUUAUAGAUAUGCGUUAUGAUGAUUUUUACUAGCGCAAGGUGUUAACUUCACUCUGCCUCCUGAUAUCCUUAUCACCGGGACAGAACUAAAACUCCAGUCUCUUCUUUCGCUUCCAGGAGAAGAAAAAUGAUGUCCUGCCAGCACUCGUGCAAAUUUUUCUCCCUCACAGUAGUUUUGUGCUUCACCUUGUCAUGUGCAUUUCCCCGUGGUACGGCUAACUGGUCCCCGGCAGGAGCAGAGGCGCAACGUCAACCAUUCCCUCUUAUAAACUCACUGUUUAGUUCAUUAUUACGUGCACGGAUUCGACGUUUGGACCAACUCAGAGUUUCUGGGGCUUCGUCACUGUUUAAAAGGAUAGGUAUAGCUGGGCUUGACAACAUGGAUGCAAUAACAACCACAUUGGACCGAGCUCGAAAUAGAACAGGUCCACAGCGCAUGUCCAUUCGGCUGUCCAUGGCAGAUCUGCGCCGGCUGAUGGCAGCCGGACGAUAACUCCACUGGCAGAGGCUGGUCUCCUGACUGCCCGCUAUCUCGGAAACCAGCCAAGCACCUGAUCCUCAAUCUAGAUCUGUUAAUGACUUAAUGCAAGAGCCUGUUGAGCCGAUCUUUGAUAGACUCUGUGAUUUGUGGGGCGAUCAUUUCCUCGGAAAGGACUUCUGACCAGUUCAAGUGGCAUAACGGUUGGUUAGAACUAACUAAAGUGCGCCUAAACAACCAGACGCCGACACAAGCGGUGCCUUAAAGCCAAAAGAAAAACAUCCUGAUAUCCGGUAAUCGCUUAACGUGUGUCAUCGGCCUAAAGCAAGAGUUAUUGUUCAACGAUUUUUUACAAAGCAAUUUAAAUGCAGCGAGCUAUUAAGUGGGAGCCAACAGAAGAAAAAGUAACAAGAGGAUUGUAGAAUCCUGUUUUUUGUCCACGUACUACAACAUCCCUUUACAACAUUAUAUCCAAGCCGGAUUAUUCAUAAGCAAAUGGUGAGAAAACUGAUUAUAUCUCAGUUCGGAUAUUUGAAAUGACCAAGGUUGGGGGAGCUUGAAAUGAGGGCAAUUAGUACUGAGACCUGAUCAAAGAGCCAGUUGUUGAUGAAGAGGUUUAGCUGUUGACAAUGUGGUCAUCUACACACCUCAGGCCGCACAGACUUCGCGCUUUGAUGUAGUUACCAGUGAACGCAGGUGGGUUGGCAAUCCACUUAUGUUGUCUGUCGUGAGAACCCAGCAGCCACAAACGGGAUUAACACAGCCGGCCAGAUUGACACCAUCGCCGGUUAAACUCGCCCCACGCGCUGAUACCAUUAGGUUCGGCUUGACCAGCGGUAAUUUACACCAGAUUUAUUUCUUCACCAGUUUCCAGAUGACGAGAUAUUUAUUUCCGUUUCCACGUACAACUCCAUGUACACGGCGCUAGCUGAAGGGUUACAUACAUACCCACUUGACUUUGUUAUUGACAGCCUUUUUGGAUGCUUUGAUAAUUAGGAAUGGGCGACCAUCUAGAUUGCUAAAUCAGAUAGGAGAUGUAUUCAGGGGUUGAAAAUAUAAAAAUGCCGUACAGACGUUUCAAUGCCAGUGUUUUCUAGUUGGACAGAGUUUGUGUAAACUGAUUUCCUUUCGCUUCAACUGCAGAAUUAAGAUUAUCACCUAAUCUAAUAAACCAGAAGAGAAAAAUUCUAUGAAAUGGAAUGGAGAAUGAAAUAAGAUAUUUAUGUUCUUAUAUUAAUUAUUAUAAAGUUCCUUGGGUCACAUUUGCCUAAGGCCAUUUGGUACCAAAAUCGUAGACCUCUGGCUUCAAACAGCCAGGCGUUUGUCUCUUCUAGUAGGGACCCCGUGCAGAGAAUGUCUGAACGAUUCCCUCUAGCCAGAUUUAAACGCUGUCAGGUCACAUGAGAGUACAUCAGUGGGUUUCUCAAAUGGCCUGUUGCCUUAACUGGUUU